UCAUUCCAUAACAAAGCAACACAACAUUGUUAACAGCAAAUCCCAGAAAGCACGUAGCUGAAGACUUACAGUUUUGCAAUGGCGGAAGAAUUGAAGCUGUACGGUACAUGGGUAAGCCCUUUUAGUCGCAGAGUUGAACUUGCAUUGAAGCUGAAAGGGAUCCCAUAUGAGUACAUUGAGGAAGACCUGCACAACAAGAGUCCUGAUCUUAUAAAAUAUAACCCAAUUCAUCAGAAAGUCCCUGUGCUUGUUCACAAUGGAAAGCCGAUCGUUGAGUCACUCGUCAUUCUUGAGUACAUCGAUGAGACAUGGAAGAACAAUCCCAUUUUGCCUCAAGAUCCUUAUCAAAGAGCCCUGGCUCGCUUCUGGGCUAAGUUCAUUGAAGAAAAGAUCUUACCAUUGGCAAUGAAGGUUACUAAUUCUGAAGAGAAGGAGAAAGAGAAAGUGGUGGUAGAAAUGUUUCAGCUGAUGAAAGUCCUGGAGGGUGAACUCAAUGGGAAGGAUUUCUUUGGAGGUGAAAGUAUUGGAUAUGUGGACAUUGUUGCAACUAUUAUAGCAGUUUGGUUCCAAGUGACCCAAGAAGUUAUUGGAGUAAAAAUAGUGAGUGAAGAGAAGUUUCCAGUUCUAUUCAAAUGGAUUGAGAAACUCAAAAGCAUUGAUGUUGUCAAGGAAUGCAUUCCUCCUAGAGACAAACACAUUACUUAUGUUAAAGCUCGCAUUGAAGCCGCCCUACUCAAAUCUGCUCCCAACUAAAGAGAUUCAUGUUGCCAUUAUAAGUUUAUAGCCGAUAUUUCCAGUAUUUUAUAUAUGAUUAUGUAUUUCGUAUUUUAUAUUUGGACUUGUUGAGAUUGUAUGUUUAAUCUUUUUGAUAUGAAUAAAAUUUUGGUUUGUUAUAAUGGGAAUCUUA
Molecule: messenger RNA, 907 nt
Organism: Pistacia vera
Lineage: Eukaryota; Viridiplantae; Streptophyta; Magnoliopsida; Sapindales; Anacardiaceae
Product: glutathione S-transferase U7-like
Exons: 2
Coding region: 79-753 (224 amino acids)
Biological process (GO): glutathione metabolic process
Cellular component (GO): cytoplasm
Molecular function (GO): glutathione transferase activity
Source: RefSeq, a predicted model, not a curated record